CUCAACCGUUCGGAUAUUUUGAAUUUACUGAGUGUUGAUUUAAGAUCAACUUUUUGUAAGUGUUGGGAAAAUCCAUAAAAAAAGUUGUUUUGUUUGAUAAAGUUUUUUUUUAGAAAAAAGGAGGAAAGUGAAAACAAGAAAAAAAAGAAGCAAAAAAUAUCAAAGUUAUUUAAUGGUUUUUUCUAAUGAAAUUAUGAAAAUUGUAUGAAAAAAGUGACUUAAGCUCUUUUGAUAGCUUAAAUAAAAAAAAGAAGCUUUUGUUGAUUGUGCUUGAUGGUGUGUGUAUAGGAAAACAGUUGGAUUAAUAAGCGGCGAUGCGAUAAAAAACACUUGGUUGGGAUUAAUCUUAUAUACACAUAGUAUUUCGCAUAUCCUCAUCAUUGUCUGGCAUACAGAGCAAGUGAUUCUUUGCCAUAUAAUAUUAUAAGAAGGUUACACUGGCAUUACAUGUACAUAAUCAAUAAUGCUGAUAACGUACAACGAUUAAAUUAAAUUCAGUGCGCUUCCCAUACACGUCGAAAUGGCAGUUCCGGUUGAAGAAGCAGUGCUCCAUGCUUUACGAGGGCACCUGAGCGAAAAUACAAAAUUGCCAGCUCCUUUAAUCAUUAAAGUCUAUGUGGCUGCUUUAAAGAAGGAUUUCCGUGAAGAGCGUAAAGUUCUGCUGGAACUGAUUGGACCAGAAUUGCAAUCCAUGUACGAUGAUCGACAAAUUGAAGUGGAAAUUAUUGACAUGCACUUUGGCACCGGUCCGGAAGAAAUGGAAACGAUGUCAGAAUUAGACCCUUAUGUUAUUGAUGAUCAUUUACAAGAGAUUGAGAUUUGUAGUAGAGUAUCGAAGAGCGUGUUUUUUAUUGCUUUGGUUGGUGAUAAUGUAGGUAAAACGAAAAUUCCAACUAAACUGGAUGCAGAAGUAUUCAAUGCUCUAUUGGAACAUGCAAGCAGUGAAAAUAAAACUAUUUUUAAUGACUGGUAUACGAAAACCAGCAAUCCGAAUACAAAUGAUUAUGAACUGAGACAGGAUUACAGAAACGAAAACCAACAACUGUGGUUGAGAAAGGCUGAUAAUUUACGCAAUGCAAUAGUUUGUACUUCAAAUCAAAUACUUCAAUCAAUGCAACAUAAGCAACAAUUAUGUGAUAAAAUAGUAUCAAUCAAGUGUACAACACUGGAAUUAGAGAUCAAUAAGGCAUUGGAAUACUCAUCGAAAAAUAUAUUAGCCGUAUUUCGAGAAUGGUCAAAUGAUCCAUCCGAACGAAUAAACAAGGAAUCGCGUGACCGUACACAACAAAUUAAAAAGCGCUUGACUUCAUGUCUGCCACCAGAAAAUCAUGCAACCUUAACUGUACCCGGUGAACCCUGUACUAUUGAUUCAGAUAAUGACCAACAUGAAACAUAUUUAGGCGAAUUUAAAAGCAUGGUUCUGGCAAAAAUGAGAAAUUCCGUUGAUAAAGACUUGGUAAACGAUCCAGAUGUAAUAAAAGGACGAAAGAAAACCGUUCAGGAAAUCUUCCAUGAACAUUCAACUCAUUUACGUUUUCUCAACGAAAACAAACAAUUAAAAAGCCUUUUAUCGUCCCAUGUACCGGAAAAGAUUCGUUCAAAUAUAAUUCAAAGUUAUCGAUCUUGUUCCCGGCAUGCACCCUACUUUAUUUAUGGUGACCAUGGAAGCGGAAAAAGCAGUUUAAUCGCCGAAUUAUAUACAAAUGUAACGAAAUGGAUUGAAAAUGUAAAGGUUCAUCGUGUGAUAAGAUUUGCGGCUGCUACUCCACGAUCCGCGUACAAUUUAGAAUUACUACGGGUUAUUUGUCAGCAAAUUUCAAUUAUAUUCAACAUUCCAGAAGGUUAUUUACCGAAAGAUGCAUCAUUUGAUCCGCUCUAUAUAAACAAUUGGUUUCAAAACUUAAUGAGACGUUGCGAAGACCUACAGAACGAAGUUUUAUUUCUAUUCAUCGAUGAUCUGCACAAAUUGAAUCCAUUGGACUGUGAUAUUGUUGCAGCUCUAUCAUGGCUGCCCAUCAGUUUGCCAUGGAAUGUGUAUUUGAUUUGUUCAACCAAAGUCCCGAUUGAAUCGUUAAGAUUAACGCCAAUACAGAAAGAGCGAUUUAAAAGUGCCGACUGUUUGUAUGGACUUUCACUGGACGGAAAUAAAACGAUUUUAAAUGUGGAUAGUCCGAAUGAAACGUUUUAUGAUUACGUAACGAGAAAAUUUGAUGAAUUGGAAAUUAGGUUUGGUGUCAAAGCCGUUGGUCGGCUGGCUACCUAUAUUACAUGUUCAGAGUAUGGUCUCACCGAAACGGAAUUACUGGAACUGCUGAUGCCCAUUCAGAAUAGCGAAGCGCUAAUCAAGACAUCGGAGGGAUUUUUUAACUUUUCAUCAUUUCGUUGCAUUCGGAAUAGACUUGCACCGCUGAUUCGAGAGAAACUGAUGUCUGGCAAAGUUUUAAUACAAUGGAGACAUUCCUUAUGCGCUGAUAUAUCAAAGUCUAGGUACAUGGAUCCAGAUGGAACACGUGCUGUGCAUACCGAAAUCGCAAAUAUCUUCUUCAAUCAAGAUGCAGACGACAGUGAUGACACCUCAACUGUUAACAGUGAACAUUCUGAUGAUGCCAGUACAGCCAAAACAGGAGACGAUGUAUCAUACAGUAUUCGACAUGUGGAAGAAUCAUGGCAUCAUCUAAUGAAAUCGGAGGAUACCGCAAAGUUCAAAAAAAUCGCUGUGUGCAAUUUCGAUUUUCUACUGGCUGCGGUGCAAACUGUUUCAAUCAGCUAUUUGCGAUGUUUAAUAGAGCACGUACGCUGCUAUAUACUCGACAGAGAUAUUGAGCUGAUCUAUUACACUAUACGGAAAUCGAGCGAUGUUUUAACGAGAGAUCCGAUGCAAUUGGGUGCACAGCUUAUAUCAUGGUUGAGACCAAUUUCCGACCACGAUGAAAAUGAUAAUUCAUUACUAAGCAUCACCGUUCGGUCUGCAACAGCAUGGUGCGAUGGCUAUACGGUACCGUUGCUGGUCCCCUUAACUGGUUGGCUGCCGGUGCCAUUGCCAUCACAAAUCCGAACGAUGACGAUUUCGGGUCCGGGUCCCAUUAGGUGUAUCGUUGUUGCUCCAUCCAAGCAGCAUUUGGUGAUAGCACCGAAAACUGGCGACGCGCAAUUAUGGCACAUCAUGAGUAAUAGCUUAGUGCAUACAUUUAAGGGUCACAGUGGAAAUGUCACAUGCUUGUCAGUACCACGGCAGUCGCAAUAUCUCAUAACUGGAUCAGAAGACACGUCUGUUAUUCUGUGGGAUAUGAAAGCGUUAACGUUGAAAUGGAGAGUGCAAGAGCAUACGGCUGGUGUACUGUGCGUUACAAGUUCAACAAAUAACUCAUUAAUCAUAAGUGGAGGAGAUGACUCGAACAUUAUUAUAUCAGCAGCAGCGACUGGGAAAUUGGUUGAAAAAAUAAAACAUCAUCGGGGUUCAGUAACUGCGCUUCAAGUGAGCACCGCAAGCGAUGUUCUAGUUUCAUCGAGUCUUGACACAACGAUUUGUCUUUGGUCAUUAGAAAAUUUUUGUUUACUCAACACAAUCCAGUUAAAUGGUCCAAUUUUUAAUAUACAAAUAUCCAGUGAUUCGGUGUUUUUAUUAGCUCACUGCGGAGACAAUGGGCUUUAUUUGCGAACGCUAGCAACUGGGACCGAAUUACACUGUUUAAAAGGUCAUAAAUCUAAGGUAAAAACAAUGGCAAUUGCAAUGGAUAGCCAACGUGCAAUAAUUGGAUGUGAAGAUACCCGUGCGCUAAUAUUCGAUAUGCAUUCGGGUAGAUUAAUAAGGUCACUGCCUCCGAAUCCGGGACCAGUAACUGCUCUAUUUGUAUUAGAAAAUGACGAUUUUUUGAUAACAGCUGGUGGCAAUAAGAUCACAUUUUAUUCAUUUCGCAACGAAGAACCACCCAAACAUUUAAAACAUAAUCCGAAGGGCAAACCAAUGCGACAGCUUUCGCUAUCGAAACGGGCUCUCAUCAAUGCAGCUAACAUACAGCCAGCAACGUGCUUCGACAUCUCCAGAGAUUCACAAUUAGCAGCGGUCGCAACCAGUAAAAGUGUUCAAAUCUGGCAAAUAAAUUCACCUCAGCUGCAGACUACUUUCGAUGUGCACACAGGAACGGUGACUUGUGUUAGCUUUUCGCCGAACGGGGAAUUUGUGGCGUCUGGUGCUGAGGAUAAGACUGUUAUUUGUUUGGGACUUACAUUGGGACUGAUUGUUACUACUUUCAAGGGUCAUAAUGCAGCUGUUAGUUGUGUUGUGGUAAUGAUGGAUUCUCGACGUGUUAUAUCGGCUGAUAGAGAUGGUCUUUUGUGUGUUUGGAUGGCUGAUUCAGCGACAUUGUUACAAACUAUUCAAGGACCACACAAAUCCAUUGCUGUUACAAACAACAUGAAAUUUGCUGUGUGCACAAACGGCGACAACUUCUUAAAAAUUUGGUCACUCACCAGAGAAGACGAAAAAUUUUCCGUGUCCCACGCAGACGAAAUUACGUGCUUUGUGAUAACGACUGAUUCAUUGUUCAUUAUAACCGGCUCACGGGACAUGUCUCUGAAGGUGUGGCAAGCGACUGGAGGCAAACUUGCUCAAGUGCUCGUCGGACAUAGUGACGCUGUCACAUGUGUGGCCGUUUCUGUGACAAAUAAAACCCAAGUAAUAUCGGGCUCGAAAGACUGCAAUUUAAUUGUAUGGGACAUCCAUACCGGUGAGGAAUUGCAUACAUUGGCUGGUCAUCUGGCUCAAGUAACUUGUGUUAAAGUUUCGGCGGAUGGAACAACUGCCGUGUCUGGUAGUGACGAUAAAGUUUUGAUUGUGUGGGAAACUAAGCGGGGAUUGGCUCUGACGUCGCUACAAUUGCAUGUCUCGUUCAUCAGAUUUGAUAUAAGCAUCGAAUGUUCAAGAAUUAUGGUCCAUUUAGUUGAUAGUCCGAUUCUUCCAGUAAUAUGCUUGCAUAAUACACCAGCUAGCUACGUGAAACUGCCAACGUAUUCGGCUCCAGUCGAAGAUCUUCGACCCGCUGGACCAAAACGAACAAUGCGACGUCUGUUGAAAAAAGAGGUAUCACUCGACACAUACACUUGGCAGAAAAAGUACGGUCAUUUAACGUCUUCCGUAAUGAUGGCUCAAGUGGACGAACGAUUGAAACGACGUUUCUCGGUGUCGGCUAGCAUGGAAGAGAUUUCCAAAAUUGCAGAAAUGAAAUCAUUGGCGUCUCAAACGAGUUUGGGCCCUGAACAAGCUGCAUUAGCCCAAUCCCAGCAUUUCGAUCAGUUGGAAGCACUAUGGAACAAGCGAUCACCGCCACGGCGAAGACACAAUUCGUCACUUUCCCGACAAUCAUCACUAGUUGAAGAUCGUAUCGACGAUUCGGAUGAGGAUGAAUUCCAAGAAGAACGUUCAGGUAUGUGUAGUACUUGUCAAUAUCGCACCAAAUCACGUCCAACUAGUGCCCUGAGUGUGACUCAUUUCGAUUGUGUACAACCUGACUUGAUUCAUGAAAUUUUGGCCAUGAAUUCAUCCAUCGCCAAAAAUAAGCGUACCGAUACCAGCGACGACGAUAUCGGAGACGAUAAUGUCUUUGAAGCGGCUGUAGAACAUGUUUCAAUGAAUUCAUCGAAAUCCGAAAAAACUCCUCACAGCCGACGACUGACCAAGUCGUGCAUAACACAAUAACCUUUGUCCUUAUUGUAUUUUGUUGGUUUCACGUUCAAAUCUUUUUUACUGGAAACUUUUCAUUCAAAUGUUUGUAGUUUGUGUUAAGUAUGUUUCAUAUAUUUUGUAGUUACUAACUAAAGAAUUUUCAUUACCUUUAUGUUGUUAAGUUUAAAUUUUAUUUAUU
This is a messenger RNA of Bradysia coprophila, 5861 nucleotides long. Its product is annotated as protein qui-1. NCBI's taxonomy places the organism in Eukaryota, Metazoa, Arthropoda, Insecta, Diptera, Sciaridae. Gene Ontology annotation, molecular function: protein binding. The record is from RefSeq and is a predicted model, not a curated record.